AUGCAGAGCAAAAGUGAAAUAGUAAAGAUCGCUGGUGCUGUUAUUUUACCUCAUCUGGGUGGAUUCGUAAAUGGGCAAUUAACCCGCACGCAGAUUAAGGAGUGGUACAGUCAACUCAAUUUUCCAUCGUUCCGGCCACCAAACUGGCUGUUUGCUCCGGUAUGGACAUCACUUUACACUGGUAUGGGAUACGCAUCUUACUUAGUCUGGAAAACGGGCGGUGGCUUUAGCGGACCAGCACGAAUUCCACUGGUACUCUAUGGUACCCAACUAGCCCUCAACUGGGCUUGGACGCCUAUCUUUUUCGGAAUGCAUCAAUUGAAAUGGAGCUUGGUUGAAAUUUUAGCCCUAACUGGAUCGGUAGCAGCGACUGGCUGCGCUUUCUACGAGAUUAAUAAGCUCGCUGGUUAUCUCUUCGUUCCAUAUUUUGCCUGGUGCGCGUUUGCUAGCGUGCUCAAUUAUAAGAUCUACAAGAUGAAUACCCCAAAAACUUCUACAGCGACGAUCGAAGAAAUUACAGACGAUCCUAAGCAAAAAUAA
This is a messenger RNA of Anopheles marshallii, 540 nucleotides long. RefSeq names its product translocator protein. The transcript has 2 exons. The record is from RefSeq and is a predicted model, not a curated record. Gene Ontology annotation, cellular component: mitochondrial outer membrane. Bases 1 to 540 code for a protein of 179 amino acids. NCBI's taxonomy places the organism in Eukaryota, Metazoa, Arthropoda, Insecta, Diptera, Culicidae.